AAAACUAUUCAUAUAGAAUCAAUUGAAAACAUCUUUCUUUAUUACAUACAAUAUUGCAGUGAAUUUAAAUAUUUGUAUAAGAGACUAAUAUCAUUUAAGGAAGAACAUUUCCAUCUUGAUUCUGUACAUAAGUAAAAAUGGAUUACAAAGUAAAAGAGAAAACAACAGUAAAGACAAAAACAAUGGACACAGUGUUUGUUAAUGACACGCCAAUUACGAAGAUCAGUGAAACCAAGCACACGCAAAAAGUAUUAAAGGAGUUCGAAACGAUGGAGACUGAAUUAAAACGGCAAAAGACGGAAGUUGAUACGAUGAGAAAAGACAUACAGACCGUUGUCAAACAAAACCAACCAUCCCACGAUGACAUAUUGAAAGAACUUGAUGAUUUGAGAAUCGCACUUGAGCAAAAAGACAAGCUCCUUCGAUCAGCGCAUGACGAAAACUUUUUACUGGAAUCGGACAGAGACAAUUUGGAUGAAAAAAUUAUCAAACUGAAAGCUGAGAUCGAAGAGAAGGAUGCAACAAUCAUGAAGCUUCGUCAUAAAAUAAAGAAAUUUGACAAGUUCAGAGAAGAAAUGCUCACCGAUAAUAAAAAGACCAGAGAAGAACUAACUGGGAAACUAGAUAACGUAACAGGAGAGCUGGAGUUUAUACGUGGUGAGUUCAAGUUCAUGCAUUCUGCAAUGAAUGAACUAUUAACCGGUGCUAGGAAAGAAAAUAAUAAGAAGAAACAAAGUGGCUGGAACAACUCUCCAAAUACCCAUAAUACCCAAAAUGUAAAGCAAAAGAAGAAACCAUGAUAGCAAUACGUUCUUACUGUCUACAUAAUUUGUUUUGCUGUUUAGAGAACAUGUAUUAAACGAUGCCACGUAUGGCGAAUAUAACAAUCACUUAUAAUUAAAUAUAUUUCUAUGAUUUUGUCAGUUAUCAUAACUCACAAUUUGAAUUAAAUAAUAGAAGUUUCUUUUUCUUCA
Mytilus trossulus (common blue mussel) is the source of this 974-nucleotide messenger RNA. Its product is annotated as myosin heavy chain, skeletal muscle, adult-like. The record is from RefSeq and is a predicted model, not a curated record. Bases 138 to 800 code for a protein of 220 amino acids. The transcript is spliced from 2 exons. Lineage: Eukaryota; Metazoa; Mollusca; Bivalvia; Mytilida; Mytilidae.